AUGAAGAAAGAAGCUGAGGAAGUGCCGGCGCGGCCAUUUAAAUUAGCGCAUCAAAUACUGAGUCUUACCGGUAUCAAUUUCGAGCAAAAGAGCAUUAUUGGGUUCGUCGAGCUCACGAUCGUACCGACGAGCGAUUGGUUGCCCAUCGUCCGGCUAAACUGCCGCCAGUGCCGGAUCUACCGGGUGAUCCUCAACGAUAGCUACGAGUGCGAUACGCACUACUUUGACCCGUUCCAGGAUAUUUGCCAGGGCGAAACAAAGAACAAGUCGUUGGAGCACUUUUCACGCUGCCACCUGGAUGUGGCACGUAAAACCGAUUCCGACCAGAAUGGUGGUGAGCUGGUGGUGAUCGUACCACCGGAAGCGAAACAUCUGAUCGGCGAAGGACGUGGGCUUCGGAUUGGGAUAGAGUUUUCACUGGAAAACCCUCUGGGUGGUGUGCACUUUGUCAUUCCGGAGGGCGAAGGUACGAUGGAGGAACGCGGAGCGCACAUGUUCACGUACGGGCACGAGAAUUCGUCCCGUAUGUGGUUCCCGUGUAUCGACAGCUACUCGGAACCGUGCACCUGGAAGCUGGAGUUUACUGUGGACAAAAACAUGACCGCCGUCUCGUGUGGAGAGCUAGUCGAGACCGUCAUGACACCGGAUUUGCGCCGCAAAACGUUCCACUACACACUCUCGGUACCGGUUUGCGCUCCGAAUAUUGCGCUCGCGGUUGGUGCUUUCGAGAUUCACGUCGAUGCACACAUGCACGAAGUUACGCACUUCUGUCUGCCUCACCUGCUCCCUCUGAUGCGCAACACCGUGCGCUAUCUGCACGAAGCGUUCGAGUUCUACGAGGAAGCCCUCUCGACACGUUACCCCUUCUCGUGCUACAAGCAGGUGUUUGUGGACGAGAUCGACAGUGAGUGCAACGCGUACGCCACCAUGACGAUCCUUUCGACGCAUCUGCUGCACACGAUCGCCAUCAUAGAUCAGACGUUUCACUCGCGCAAGCUCAUGUCGAAAGCGAUCGCGGAACAGUUCUUUGGGUGUUUCAUCACGAUGGAGAAUUGGUCCGACGCGUGGCUGGCGCGCGGUAUGGCCGAGUAUCUUUGUGGACUCCACUCGAAGAAGUGCUUCGGCAAUAAUGCGUAUCGCGCCUGGAUCCGUGACGAGUUGGCGGAAGUGGUUCGCUACGAAGAGCGCUACGGUGGCAUCAUACUGGACUGUAGUCAACCGCCAGCUCCACCGGCCGUCUCAAGCAUUAACAAUUCGCCGGCAGCACCCCUCAAGGCGUACAACGACAAUCCGUUCUACUUUCCGAUAAAAAACCUUCACACGAUGUCCCCGAAGUACAUUCUGAUGAUGCGCAAAAAAGCCCAUCUCGUGAUACGUAUGCUGGAGCAUCGGAUCGGAUUGGAGCUACUGUUGCAGGUAUUUAACAAGCAGCUAGCGUUGGCCUUAAAUGCGGCGGGUACGAAGAUCGGUGCCGGCCUGUGGGGUCACUUGCUCAUCUCGACGAACGUCUUCACGAAGGCCAUCUUCACCGUUACGGGAAAAGAAAUGGCAGUGUUUAUCGAUCAGUGGGUGCGCACCGGUGGUCACGCCAAGUUCACCAUGACGUCCGUGUUCAACUCCAAGCGGAACACAAUCGAACUAGAGAUACGGCAGGAUUGCGUGAACCAGCGGGGCGUCCGGAAAUACGUUGGACCGCUGCUGAUUCAGUUGCAGGAACUCGACGGUACGUUCAAGCAUACGCUGCAGAUCGAGAACAUUAUCGUCAAAUCAGACAUCACCUGCCAUUCGAAGAGUCGGCGUAAUAAGAAGAAGAAAAUUCCACUGUGCACCGGAGAAGAAGUGGACAUGGACCUUACCAUAAUGGCGGAAUCGCCGGUGCUGUGGAUUCGACUGGAUCCAGAAAUGACCCUGCUCCGAUCGGUUAACAUUGAGCAACCGGAUUUCCAGUGGCAAUUUCAACUACGCCACGAGCGUGACGUUACCGCUCAGCUGGAUGCAAUUCAGGCACUGGAAAAGUACGCCACACCUCAGGCCCGGCUUGCGCUGACCGAUACAAUCGAAAACGAGCGGAUCUUCUACGAAGUCCGCUGUCAGGCCGCACUCUGCCUCACGAAGGUGGCGAACGCGAUGGUCACUUCGUGGCAGGGCCCACCAGCCAUGCUGACGAUUUUUAAGAAGUUUUUCGGCUCCUUCAGUGCACCGCACAUCAUACGGCAAAAUAAUUUCACCAACUUUCAGCACUACUUUCUGCAGAAAACGAUCCCCGUGGCGAUGGCUGGUCUACGGACCGCGCACGGUAUCUGUCCACCGGAAGUGACCCGUUUUCUGCUUGAUCUUUUCAAGUACAACGACAACUCAAAGAACCAUUACUCGGACAACUACUACCGGGCGGCGCUGGUGGACGCACUCGGUCAUACGAUCACUCCGAUCAUUUCGGUCGUACACCAGGGUCGGGCACUUUCAUCGGAGAAUCUAUCUGCCGAUGCCAAGUUGGUACUCGAAGAGGUCACGAGAAUCUUGAACUUGGAGAAACAUUUGCCAUCGUACAAGUACACGGUAUCGAUCGCGUGUCUAAAGGUUAUCCGGAAGCUGCAGAAAUGUGGUCAUCUGCCGACGAAUCCGAAAAUCUAUCGAAGUUACGCCGCUUACGGUCAGUACAUCGAUGUGCGGCUGGCGGCGAUGGAGUGUUUGGUCGAUUACGUAAAGAUCGAUGGUCGUUGGGAGGAUCUGGUGCACCUGAUUGACCUUCUGGAAACGGACCCGGAUCCGAUGGCUCGUCACCAGCUAGGCGCCUUUCUGACCGAUGCACUGCCCUUCGAUAAGGCCAACCGGCAUCGCUUGGACCGUGAAGAGCUGGCGUUGCGCAUUUUCGAGAACAUGAAUAGCAAACUGUCACACGACACAAAACUACGGUGCGAUAUGAUUGAUCUGUAUAACUCGCUGUACGGUGUCCGAGUGCCACACUGUCUUGCCAACCAGGAGUUGGCAAACAUUCUACGGCCGCAAAAGGUAGGUUCCAGUUUUGGUGGUUCGACCGGUGACCGGGGCGGAGGUCGCAAAACAACAAAAUCUCCGGUGACGGACGACAUCGAACUUGGACCUUACUUUGUGGCAAAACGGGAGACCGAUUCCGUCAGUCCGGAACCGGCGCGAGAGGCAAAAGCUUCGUUUGAUUUGAUCGAAAUCGGAGACACGCAAGUCAUGAUACCGACGAGCCCUCCAUCGUACGACGAGGACGUUCGCCGGAAGGAGCGCGAGGAAAAUGAACGUGUAGCGCGCGAGAAUCAAAUCAUCAUCGAAACCAUGGAAGCGAGCAUCAAGGCGGAAGCAAACGAAGCGGAUAAGGCAGCGGACGGCAGUGCUGCUGAGCGAAACAGUUCCGCCGCAGGCCCGGUGAAGGAGGAAGUGAUCGACCUAGACGAUACGGACACACCGACGAGUGCGCUGGAUGGGACUGGUGGCGACGGAACGGCACCGCCACCGACUAAGAAAAUGAAAUCGGAUUUUUACUCCGAUAACUCGAUUUCACUCCCCGGAAUUAAUCCCGGCUCCCAGACGACCGGCCCAACCGGUUUCGAACCGGGAAUGUUUGGCACAACUGCCAGCAGCAAAGUGCUCGAUUCCCCUGGUGACGGCUCGAAGAACGAUGGAAACAAGAAAAAGAAAAAGAAGGACAAGAAAAAACACAAACACAAGCACAAGCAUAAGCACAGCAAGGACAAGGAUCGCGACAAGGAUCGCGAUCGUGAGCGGGACAGAAGCAAGGAGAAGGAAAAGAAAGACCCGAGCCUUGUGCGCGUUACCAGAGAGGAUACGCAAGAGACCCUCAGUUCGGCCGACAGUUCGAGUCGCGACAGCAAUCCCACCACCCUUGACUUGACGUUAUAAC
This is a messenger RNA of Anopheles cruzii, 3889 nucleotides long. It is a transcript of the gene Taf2, whose product is annotated as transcription initiation factor TFIID subunit 2. Gene Ontology annotation, biological process: transcription initiation at RNA polymerase II promoter. Gene Ontology annotation, cellular component: transcription factor TFIID complex. Gene Ontology annotation, molecular function: metallopeptidase activity; transcription cis-regulatory region binding; zinc ion binding. The record is from RefSeq and is a predicted model, not a curated record. The transcript is spliced from 6 exons. Lineage: Eukaryota; Metazoa; Arthropoda; Insecta; Diptera; Culicidae. Bases 1 to 3888 code for a protein of 1295 amino acids.